AACAAUUCUAGCGUAUUUCUGGGACCGGACUUGCGGCAGCAAAGAAGACGAAUGCGAGAACUCUUUAUAUCUCUGAUUUUAAUAUCUUCAAGCCCUUUGAUCGGAAAUUUCUUGCUCCCAAACAAUGUCUCUUGAAGCCCUAGAUCAUAUAUCCUCGCAAUCACUGCCCUCGGGGCUGGGGGCUUGCACGGAGGAGUAGAUCAGCUACUUAGAAGAAGGGGCACUUUUACUCUCCAGGCCUAAUUUAGAAACACUGCACCCUAUCAUCAAACAGCAGAGCCGCUCGUCUCUACACCCCUCCUCCUUAUCGUUGAACGGCGGGUCUCGGCUCUAUUUAGACCGCCGCCGAGGUCAGUAUCAAGUGGCCUAUCCACCUCGUCAGCGUCCAUAGAGACCCAAGGCUUUACAUCAGAUGCCGCUCAAACGUUUGAUAUCCCAAUGCGUGAAGAGAGCACUAAAGUCCUCGAAUAUAUUAGUUUUGAGCCAAUGACGGUGAAUAUGAUUUAUGGUCGUUACCUGGGACGGCCAGUCCCAGAAACUAUCCCCGACGACCUUUUUGAAUAUGUGUGUGGACAAUUUUUACCUCUUCAAUUUCCGGAGUACGAUUAGAUGAACGACGACGAAGCUCUUGCGCAAGUCUCAAUGUCGACACCAGGAACGCAACACUUGAUCCUGAAUUCUCCCAGAUACGUGGCACCCAGACUCUCUGGUACUGGGUAAUCCUAGUGCUAAUGUUGAGAUCCUUACUGGGGAAUGGAUUGUUCAAAAUUGAGACUUGGGUGAACCGGAUGGUGAUCAACAACCAACUCGUUGCUUAUCAUUUCGGUAUAUAAAUGACAUGGGAAACGAGCAUGUUUUUAGUGGAAUGAGAAGUGACUGGAAAAUGAAGUGAUGAGGAGACCAUGUUCAGAUGAGUGCAGGUCUAAACGUGUCCGAGGUGCGUCUUCAUCAAAGCAGGCUGAUGAGUCGUGGGCCCCUAAGCAAUCACUCUCAGGUCGCGAUGCAAAAUGGCCGACCGUUACGGUCAAUGUUAGUCUCUCA
Aspergillus candidus is the source of this 1041-nucleotide messenger RNA. RefSeq lists its product as uncharacterized. The record is from RefSeq and is a predicted model, not a curated record. The coding region runs from base 439 to 609 and encodes 56 amino acids. The transcript has a single exon. Lineage: Eukaryota; Fungi; Ascomycota; Eurotiomycetes; Eurotiales; Aspergillaceae.